Molecule: messenger RNA, 707 nt
Organism: Leptosomus discolor (cuckoo roller)
Lineage: Eukaryota; Metazoa; Chordata; Aves; Leptosomiformes; Leptosomidae
Source: RefSeq, a predicted model, not a curated record
GAACUGCAGCAGCUUAGCAAGCAAUACAGCAAUAUCAAGCUCCUCCAACUGGAUGUGGUCUGUGAAAACAGCAUCAAGAAAGUCGUCAAGGAAGUGGAAGAAAUUGUGGGAGACAAAGGUCUGAACUGCCUCAUUAACAAUGCUGGCAUCAACGUGCUUGCUUCCUUGGAAGAAGUCACAGCAGAGGCAAUGCUCACCAUUUAUGAAACCAAUACUGUUGCCCAGCUGAUGGUCACCAAGGCAUUUCUGCCCCUUCUGAGGAAGGCAGCCCAGCUGAGCACAGGAAUGGGCUGCCACAGAGCUGCUAUUAUCAAUAUGUCCUCUCUUGCUGCCUCCAUGCAACUCGUCCAGGCAAAUGAGAUGUUCCUCAAGGUCUACCCCUACAGGAUAGCAAAGACUGCACUGAACAUGAUCACGAGGUGUCUUGCUGCAGACUUGAAAUCGGAUGGAAUUCUCUGUAUUUCUUUGCAUCCAGGCUGGCUUCAGACAGACAUGGGCGGAAACAUGGCUCCCAUGCAGGUGCAAGAGGCUAUCCCAGGUAUUCUCUCUGUUCUGGACCGUCUUGGUGAGAAAGAAAAUGGUUCCUUCCUGGACUGGCAAGGGGAAACUCUACCGUGGUAGAAGUGCACAGUAUACUACAGAAACAGCACGUCAGUCGCUAUUUAACUCGUGUCACUAAUGUCUCUGUCUCUAGGGUUUUCUUAUAU